Polyodon spathula (Mississippi paddlefish) is the source of this 2600-nucleotide messenger RNA. RefSeq names its product one cut domain family member 2-like. Gene Ontology annotation, biological process: regulation of transcription by RNA polymerase II. The transcript has 3 exons. The record is from RefSeq and is a predicted model, not a curated record. Gene Ontology annotation, molecular function: DNA-binding transcription factor activity, RNA polymerase II-specific; RNA polymerase II cis-regulatory region sequence-specific DNA binding. Gene Ontology annotation, cellular component: nucleus. NCBI's taxonomy places the organism in Eukaryota, Metazoa, Chordata, Actinopteri, Acipenseriformes, Polyodontidae. Bases 167 to 1621 code for a protein of 484 amino acids.
CACAAGACAUAGGAGGAGGAAAGGGCUCGGACAUGGGGAGAAACAGCACUGGCCCGUCUGCUAGAGAUCGGUAAUAUUUUAUUUUAUUUCCAAAACCCGAGAGGCCUUACAAAAAACAAUAAAACCAAACCCUGGCACAAAAACAUACAAUAGAUCAAUGGACUGAAUGAAGACUGCUUACAACGCCUAUAGAUGUCUGGCCAAGGAGCUGGAUGCUUACGCCAUGAACCCAGAGAUGACAAUGGACAGCAUUGGCAGUCUGCAUGGCGGAGUAAGCCAUGAGCAGGAUUUGAUGAGCAGUCACAGCCCCCAUCACGAUCGGAGCACUGGGGCUUCUUUAAGAAUACAUCAGGACUUAGCUGCUGCUUCUUCACGAUCCGCUAUGGUUUCCAGUAUGGCUACGAUGCUGGACGGGACUGGAGACUACCGCCCGGAGUUGUCUCUUCCGCUCCAUCAUGCAAUGAGUAUGCCCUGCGACACAUCCCCACCUGGUAUGGGCAUGAGCGGCACCUACACCACUUUAACUCCACUCCAGCCCCUGCCACCCAUAUCUACCGUUUCAGACAAAUUCCACCAUCCGCACCACCACCACCAUGCCCACCACCAGCGUCUCUCUGGGAACGUAAGUGGGAGCUUUACCCUGAUGCGGGACGAAAGGGGGUUACCAGCAAUGAACAAUCUCUACAGUCCCUACCAUAAGGAAAUGACAGGGAUGGGUCAAAGCUUAUCCCCCCUGGUCAGCAGCCCCCUUGGCAAUGGUUUGGGCUCCAUCCAUAACACCCAGCAAAGCCUCCACAACUAUGGCGCACAUGGGCACGACAAAAUGCUCAGCUCAAACUUCGAUGCCCACGCUGCCAUGCUAGCCAGAGGCGAUCAACACCUCUCAAGGAGCCUUGGUGUCCCUUCCGCUGGUAUGAUGCCACAUUUGAACGGAAUGCAUCACACUGGUCACCCAGGCCACCCUCAAUCUCACGGGCCCGUGUUGGCUUCCAGCCGGGAAAGGCCGCCCUCCUCCUCGGAAACUCAAGGUAAUAACUCGGGGCAGUUAGAAGAAAUCAACACCAAAGAAGUGGCACAAAGGAUCACUGCAGAACUCAAGCGGUACAGUAUCCCGCAGGCUAUCUUUGCCCAGAGGGUGCUGUGUCGUUCACAGGGGACCCUUUCAGACCUCUUAAGAAACCCCAAACCUUGGAGUAAACUUAAAUCUGGAAGGGAGACCUUUAGAAGAAUGUGGAAAUGGCUGCAGGAACCCGAGUUCCAGAGGAUGUCAGCCUUAAGGCUUGCAGGAGGUUACUGUAAACAAGAUGAGGCAUCUCAGCGACUUAUGUUCUCUGCAUGCAAACGCAAAGAACAAGAUACAGGCAAAGAAAGGAGCAAUACACCAAAGAAAUCCCGUUUGGUUUUCACUGACCUCCAGCGCAGAACACUUCUUGCCAUCUUCAAGGAAAACAAGCGCCCCUCCAAGGAGAUGCAGAUCACAAUCUCUCAACAACUGGGCCUCGAACUGACCACGGUCAGUAACUUCUUCAUGAAUGCCCGGAGGCGGAGCUUGGACAAAUGGAUGGAUGAAGGAAGCCCAGGGGCCUCUUCCUCAACCUCCAGCACUUGUACCAAAAUAUGAUUGAGGACAGUGUACCAGAACAGGGCACGGUACCCUUCAACGACAUUUUUAAAUUUGCUUUAGAGAGGGUCUGUUCACUGGUGAAUAGCUGACGUAGAUUUUUUUCUUUUUUUUACUUUUCAACAAGCAGAGUCUAUUCAAACAAGAUUAAAGCCACUGCCACUAUGAAGUCAUUGGCAUUUAGUUUAGCUGCAAUUUUUAUAUCCACCUGUGUAUUGGAUUUGCACUUAGUUGCAUUUCCUUGAGAAUUAUCAGCACACAAAAGCUUUUAGACCACUCCCCAAAGCAAUUUUACUUAGGCAAUCAUAAACCAGGCCAAUACGUACAGUUAUUAUUGGAGAUGCUUGCAAGUGGUUGCCAAAGAAACAUAGGCUUUAAUAGUAACCAUCCCCAUAACACAUUUAAGAUUUCAAAAUUUGACCAAAGAAAUAUCUAAAUUUGGCCAAUAUCCAUAGCAAUCCAUAUAAUAAGAAAAUAAAAUGUUUUGAAGGCACCAGUAGACCAGUAAUGCAAAUUGUGGCAAGUGGCUUAACCUUAAUCUUUAGUGGCAAGGGUUCCCCAGUAAUUGUAAUCUCAGUUUGCUUUCCAGUGUCAGGUACUGGCAGGUAUGCAAGCACAAAUCUUACAGAUUUAACUAAUGCCGGUAUUCAGGAACACACAUCUACAUGUAUGUUGAGUCUUGUAACAUGCACCGACUACUAAAAGUGUUCUUUGAAUGAGCUUUUAGUGGUUAGCAUUGUAUGUGAGCACAAUGUUUAAGCACAUUUCUUUUGCAAUAGAAAGGGGACACUUUAGGGAAUAUCGUUCUUCAUACAUUAGAAAACUCAGGAUGUAAUUUUUCAAACAUUUGAAGAACAUAUUAGCUUCAUUCUCUCAUGAACACAAUUGGGUUAUUUUCUUAAUUAUGAACAUGUUAGUUACUUUAGUUUUAAAACUACUUACUAGCAGGUGUACAGAGAACUUGCUCAUGAUACCAAAG